CCUGGUAUUAUAUAUUACACUGCGAAUCAGCUUACACACUAAAUCCACAUGAUGAAUCUUAUGAUACUAACGAUAAUAAUAUCAUCAAUACAAUCCUUCUUGCAUUUGCUUCAUAUUUGUAAAUACCUACCUCUAUGGUGGCUUAGAUUUAGAUAGGUCUUCUCCGAACUAUUCCUAAUUUUUAUUUUAUUUUAUUGAUUUUUGUUUUCUUUUGCAUAAUACCCUUUUCUCCCCCCCCCCCCCCCCCCCCAUAAUGCAAAAUUAAUAACUGUCAACAAGAUGUCGCGAUAGCCUUAAUCUGUUUAUUUUCAUGUUUGCGCGUUUCUGCUUUUCUCGUCGCCAUGUCCGAAUCACCUAGCUUAGGCCCUUUUUUUGAGCGCAUAAACAUAGCCUUUAUCACGGUUGCAGCUGUCUCGUUUGCAUUGAGGGCAUAUGUACGGAUAUUUCUUAUAAAAGCGUUUGGGCAAGAUGAUUAUUGGAUGACAGCUGCAUUGGGAGUUUAUAUAGCCAACACCACACUCGCUAUUCUAGGUGCGAAGUAUGGGUCGGGACAACACAUAUGGCAUUUGGAUGACGAGCAAAUCGAAAUGGCCCUAAAGUUCACAUACCUGACUGAGAUAACGUACGGAACUACGAUGAUACUUACCAAGAUGUCUAUUGCAGCAUUCCUGUUACGAGUAACACCGGAUCGCAUCCAUCGAAGGAUAAUAUAUGUUGCCGCAGGCUUCACCUGCGCUGCCGGCUUGACGUUAGUGUUCAUCGUCAUGUUUCAAUGCAAACCAGUAUGGUCAUUCUGGGAUAAAAAAGGACCUGGGUCAUGUUUGCCCACAGACGCGAUUCUCACCAGCACCUACGUCUAUAGCGCCUUCGCCAUCCUGACUGAUUUUACCUUCACGUUUCUGCCCAUGUACCUCAUCUGGAAACUCCAAAUGGACAUGAAGACCAAGCUAGUUCUCGUGCCGAUCAUGGGCAUGGCGUUCAUGGCAAGUCUUGCUGUUAUCAUUCGUCUCCCUUACGUUCAGGACUUCAAGAAGGAAGAUUUCCUGUAUUCCACCACCCACUUUGGGGUGUGGUCAGCAGUCGAGCAGAGUCUGGCGAUCACGGCGGGUAGCUUAGCUACGCUCCGCCCGCUGCUGCGCAAAGCAACCGGCCGUUUCAAGACCUUACUGCCGUCCUUAUGGAAUAGCGUAGAUGCCGCAACGCCCCAUAGUAUCGACUCUGGAACGGCGCAACUCACCACCAACAGGCCCGAGGGGUACAAACUUCAAAGUCGAAAUCCGUAACUAACUCAUUCAUGCUGUUGAUCUCCCUUUCUUCGGUCCCUUUCGUGAUUCGUGACUUCCAUUCCCUGGAUUAUCGAAAGGACAGUUCAACUGGGUAGGGCGUUUGCUUGUCUUCUGUCAGCGAAGAAGUAUUCAAGGCCGACGCGGGUUUAUGAGUUUAUGACACCAGCUGUCAAGAACGAGCCAUUGGGAUGAUAGAAACGCAUUGUCGAUCGCAUUCCUUCGACCUAACGUGGUAUCAAGAGCAGACUGCACCACCUUAUCGUGGCUUCCCACCUCCCACGUAAUUGUAGUAUUAGGUAGAGGCGAAGUCCAAGUAACGUUGGAUUAGGACUCCAUUGCGGCCGUGCAAAAAAAAGAUGAUCCCCUACCUACCUACAUUGGGGGUCAUAACACACGGGCCUUCUCUCAUGGCGGAUUGUCAGAUCCUGACAAGGUCCCUAGUCUAGGAUCUCAACGGCCGAAUAACCCCAUCAAUACACAACACAAAACACGUAAGCGGAUAUUAAAUUAUGUACUAUGUAUGACGGAGAAUUUGCAGACGCCCAAUAUCUUUUUUUU
Molecule: messenger RNA, 1844 nt
Organism: Daldinia caldariorum
Lineage: Eukaryota; Fungi; Ascomycota; Sordariomycetes; Xylariales; Hypoxylaceae
Exons: 6
Coding region: 342-1283 (313 amino acids)
Source: RefSeq, a predicted model, not a curated record